AUGGAUGGCGCAGUGAUCACAAAGGCGCGUGAUGAGCGCAAUGGCAAUCUUUCUGAAGUAAUUAGAACAUUCGGUCCCGCUCUCGGUCAAGCGCCCCCACUUCCCCCUCGCUCUUCCUCGCUUGUGGAACGGUGGCCGAACCCUAACCUUCGUAUGGUAGCACAGAAGCCGUCACUUCCGUUUCACGAAAUAUUACCUCACCCACAGCUUCGUAACCGGAACAAUGAGGAUGUUGGUGAAAUGCCGCUUUCAAACCAUGCGAAUCAGCAAGUACAAAAUUCGUCAUCAAAUGUCCGGAAUGUCGUCAGGUCACCAGAGUUCCUCGUAAAGGCCUACCCGUUAACUAUCGUUUGCAAGGUUAUCUCGGUUUCGUUCUUCCAUAGCUAG
Molecule: messenger RNA, 387 nt
Organism: Strongylus vulgaris
Lineage: Eukaryota; Metazoa; Nematoda; Chromadorea; Rhabditida; Strongylidae
Source: the annotation of a GenBank genome assembly